ACGUAGUGUGUGACGUCACCUGGUCACGUGAUUUGUGUCCGUGUCCACCGUGCUGGUCUCCUUCCAGACGAGCCGCCUGAAGACAACACAACACAACGAAACACAACUAAACACAACUAAACACGUCUACCCCGUCUGGACACCGGCUGCUCUGAAGGCUAUGAUGAGGUGGUGACCCUGGGUCGGCCGGGCCGUGACAUGAUUGCAGCUUGGCACAGAGGAAAGACCGAGCGGCGCGAUUGAGAGAGAAGAAGAAGAAUGGGCAGGAGCACCUGGGGCUGCUGGCAAAGCGUCGUCUCCACCGCAGUGCUCUACGGCUCUUUGGCCCUGUUCAUCUCCAUCCUCCACAAUGUGUUCCUCCUUUACUACGUGGAGACGUUCGUGUCCAUCUACAAGAUUGAUAAAAUCUCCUUCUGGGUGGGAGAGUCAGUGUUCCUCAUAUGGAACAGUGUGAAUGACCCUCUCUUUGGCUGGCUGAGUGAUCGCUCCUUCCUCAGCUCUCCUCAGUCAGGCCCUCCGAUCACAACUCCAGAGGUGGUGCUGAGGCGCCUGAAGGCCCUCUCCACAAAUGGCCCCCUCUUCGCUCUGUCCUUCCUGGCCUUCUGGGUUGCGUGGGCCCGACCGGGGCUUCAGUUCCUGCUGUGCCUGUGUCUGUACGACGGCUUCCUCACAAUGGUGGACCUCCACCACAGCGCCCUGCUGGCGGACCUCGCCGUGUCCGCCACCGAUCGCACGCGCCUCAACUUCCACUGCUCCGUGUUCAGCGCUCUGGGCUCGCUCUCCGUGUUUCUGUCUUACUCCUUCUGGGACAAGGAGGACUUCUACUCGUUCCGUCUCUUCUGUGUGGCCCUCGCAGCUUUUUCCAUUUUGGGCUUUUUCUUAGUGUCGCGGUUGCUUCGGCGUCGUUUCCAAAAGGAAGUCCGUCUGAGACAGGAUGAGGCACUGGCACUCAAAGAGCUGAGUGUUGGCCAUGCUCCACUCACCCACCCAGAAAAACCCGUCACCAUUGGACAGUACAUGAAGCAGCUCUCCAAACACAGGAACUUCAUGUGGUUUGUGUCAAUGAACCUUAUUCAGGUGUUUCACUGCCAUUUUAACAGCAACUUCUUCCCUCUUUUUCUGGAACAUCUCCUGUCUGACAGUAUCAGUGCCUCUACAGGUUCGAUCUUACUCGGCAUCUCAUACAUUGCCCCCCACCUGAACAACUUGUAUUUCCUGACACUGUGCCAGCGUUACGGGGUUUACCAGGUUAUCCGCUGGCUAUUUAUGCUCAAACUGGGACUUAGUGUGGCUAUGCUGCUGGCAGGGGCUGACCACAUUUAUCUGCUGUGCAUCUUCAUCGCUAGUAACCGGGUGUUCACGGAGGGGACGUGCAAGCUGCUGAAGCUGGUCAUAUCCGACCUGGUGGACGAGGACUUUGUGGUUAACCGGCGUCAGCAGGCCACCUCCGCUCUCCUCUUCGGGAUGGUCGCCUUGUUGACCAAACCGGGCCAGACCUUCGCCCCACUCAUCGGCACCUGGCUGCUGUGUGUUUACACAGGUUAUGACAUUUUUGAGAGGAAGCCCGUGAAGGACUCUCUGGUUUCUGUGCCUGACGUAGCCUCCGGCUCAGGGACUCCGCCUCUACGCAUUGGCUGCUUCUACAUGGUGGUGUUUGUGCCUAUCACCUGUGCCCUGCUGCAGCUGGCCGCCUGGUCUCGCUUCACCCUCCACGGCCGCAAGCUGCAGGGGAUCAAGACCCUGAGGCAAGGGGCCCAGCAUGGCAACCUCAUCGAUGUCAAGGCCAUAUGAGCCGAGCAGAGCUGCCGCGAAGCUGCACACAGACACUUUAAAUGGUCGCUUUUACAAUCUCUGCCUUGUGUGCAAGAAUAUGAACCACUGCACAAAACAUGGAUUUGUGGACGGUGAAAGAUGCACAAUAGGCUGACAAAUCCCACUUGGAAACAUUUGAAAAAAUGAAACCUGCCUUAUUUUUUACAUUAGAUUAUUGACCUAUAUUUAUAUUUGAACAGAUGACCAAAAGAUAAAGUCAAACAAAUCAAUCCUUUUGGAUGUAGACGGACCAAGGGCAUAACUUUUCUUGGUGUGCGCCAAAGAUGGGGUGCCCUCUUUUGUUUGUUAAGCAUAAUUCUUGCCUGGAGAACAUCCUAAAUGGCUGCUGGGUAAUUUAUUAGUAGCAUCAGCCAGAUGUAAAAACAAUGAGGAGGGGGGGUUUACAACAGAGCUACAGUUCUGAUUUCUAAUGUUAUUAACAACAUGAAAUAAACUUUGAAAUAAAGCGUUAAUGUGUUCAGAGAGCCAUUGAAACUGCAUGGAAUCCACGUCCAGGUGUUUUACUGUUUCUUUACAUUUACACACAAAGGCCUGCCAGUUUGAUGUGAAGAACUGUGUUUUCUGAUCUGUACGGUAUUGAUGAUGUUUUUGCACAAAACUGCCAUUUGUCCUUUGUACUUCUAACAUUCUGAUUGUGACAUAUUUUAUGUAACGUAAUAAUGAAAAAUGGAAACGGUAAUAUGUGCUGGUAACCAUAUUAUCCUAUCACUUUUGUAAUUUUUCACAUUCUAUAAAGAGUGCUUGGCAUUUCCACAAAUAAAUUUCAUCUAAAAGUC
Messenger RNA from Anoplopoma fimbria (sablefish), 2609 nucleotides. It is a transcript of the gene slc68a1a, whose product is annotated as major facilitator superfamily domain containing 13A. The transcript is spliced from 9 exons. The record is from RefSeq and is a predicted model, not a curated record. Lineage: Eukaryota; Metazoa; Chordata; Actinopteri; Perciformes; Anoplopomatidae. The coding region runs from base 259 to 1791 and encodes 510 amino acids.